AUGGAUAAAUUCGAUAUUAAAACGGCAACCUCUUUGAUCCCCGUAAUGGAUAAUACGGAGGAAAUUACUGAAAAUAUUAUUAACGGAAUUGAGAUGUACAAUGAAUAUCUUGUAGAUGUUACUCAGAAAAAAUUACUCAUCUCUUUUGUUUUAAAAACCAGGUUAUCUAAGUCUGCUAAAUUAAAGCUAAAGAGCGAAUAUGAUGACGUGACGAGUUUAAUACAAGACAUUAGAAAGUUUUUACUAACAAAAAAAUCUGCAAAUUCGAUACUAACACAAUUAAAUAAUUUAUCGCAAAAUAACAUGUCCAUUCACGAAUUCGGUGAUAAAUUGUCUGAGUUAUUUGUAAGCCUCACUAUUGCACAAAGCGACGGAAAUCCGAAGUCUUGUGAGAUAUUGAGACCUAUAAAUGAAAAACUUGCAGUUAAAAGGUUUGCAGACGGAUUACGCAAUAGGAGACUGAGCACAAUUAUAUCGGCACGAGACUACUCAAGCCUGAAGGACGCAGUACGUGCUGCUGAGGAUGAGGAGCUGGGACAGCCUUCGUUGUCCAACAACAUCUUCAACGCACAAAGGAGAGGUAACCAAUUCCCAUAUUAUAGGUCUUCACUAAGAGGUAGAGGUGGACAAAUGACUUCUAGAGACGGUCAGAUAGCUGAUAAGGAAUGGACUGUAAAAGCUAGAAAUAGAAAAAGUUGGGGCAAAAUGGAGGAGGCCUUCACUCGUAGAGAGGUCCUUAAUAAUAAUAUCUGU
Molecule: messenger RNA, 753 nt
Organism: Brenthis ino (lesser marbled fritillary)
Lineage: Eukaryota; Metazoa; Arthropoda; Insecta; Lepidoptera; Nymphalidae
Source: the annotation of a GenBank genome assembly